CCUGCUGUCGACACCAUCAGAGAUUCCCCCACAGAUACCCACCACAGGGAGCCCAGGAGAUCAUGAAGCUGAAGCUGAAGCUGCCGAACCCAGGCCUCCAGGACAGGAUCCUGAGCCAUGAUGAGCUGGAACGACUGGAGGUGGAGGAGGCUGGAGACAGACCCAAGUGGGACAACAAAGCCCAGUACAUGCUGACCUGCGUGGGAUUCUGUGUGGGUUUGGGCAACGUCUGGCGCUUCCCCUACCUGUGCCAGAGCCAUGGAGGAGGGGCCUUCAUGAUUCCCUUCCUAAUCCUGCUGGUUUUUGAGGGAAUCCCUCUUCUCCAUCUGGAGUUUGCCAUCGGUCAGCGGCUAAGGAAAGGAAGCGUUGGGGUGUGGAGAACUAUUAACCCCUACAUGCUUGGAGUUGGUAUUGCAUCUAUGUGUGUGUCCUUUCUGGUCAGUCUGUACUAUAACACCAUCAUAGCCUGGGUCAUGUGGUACUUCUUCAACUCCUUCCAGGAGCCUCUGCCUUGGAGCCAGUGUCCCAUCAAUGCCAACAGGACAGGACUGGUUUCGGAGUGUGAGAGGAGCUCACCUGUGGACUAUUUCUGGUAUCGUGAGACUCUGAACACCUCAGCGGCUAUAGAUGAGACAGGAGGUCUGCAGUGGUGGAUGAUCCUCUGUCUGAUCUCGGCCUGGGGAGUGCUGUACGUCUGCUGCAUCCGCGGAAUAGAGACGACUGGAAAGGCUGUUUAUGUGACGUCUACGUUGCCAUAUGUAGUUCUUACAAUCUUCCUGAUCAGAGGACUGACUCUGAAAGGAUCCGUUGAUGGCAUUAAGUUCCUCUUCACUCCAGAUCUAAACGAGUUAGCAAACCCAUCCACAUGGUUAGAUGCAGGUGCACAAGUGUUUUAUUCAUUUUCUCUGGCUUUUGGAGGUCUCAUCUCCUUCUCCAGCUACAAUUCUGUGCACAAUAAUUGUGAGCAAGAUGCAGUAAUCAUCUCCAUCAUUAACGCCUUUACCUCGAUCUACGCUGCCACUGUCAUCUACAGCAUUAUUGGUUUCAGAGCUACAGAGAGAUUUGAUGACUGUUUGAGUGGAAACAUCUUGACUCUUCUGAACACAUUUGAUCUGCCAGAAGGAAACAUCACUCAGAACAACUAUCAAGAGGUUCUCUACAGCCUUAAUAGUACAAACCCUGAUAUUAUCAGCAACCUCCAUCUUAAAACCUGUGAUCUAAACAGCUUCCUCAGUGAGGGUGUAGAAGGAACAGGUCUGGCCUUCAUUGUGUUCACUGAGGCAAUCACCAAGAUGCCACUGUCUCCACUCUGGUCCGUUCUGUUCUUCAUCAUGCUCUUCUGUCUCGGCCUGUCCUCCAUGUUUGGCAACAUUGAGGGUGUUCUGGUUCCCCUGCAGGACCUGAAGGUCUUUCCCAAAAGCUGGCCCAAAGAGGUCAUUUCAGGGGUAACGUGCUUGGUGUGCUGCCUGGUUGGGUUGAUAUUUGUUCAGGGCUCAGGGAACUAUUGGCUUGCCCUGUUUGACAGCUUUGCUGGAUCGAUUCCUCUCCUCGUCAUUGCUUUCUCUGAGAUGAUUGGAGUUGUGUAUGUCUAUGGGAUAGACAGGUUCAAUGAAGACAUGAUAUUCAUGAUUGGACAUAAGCCUAACAUUUUCUGGCAAGCCACAUGGAGAGUCAUUAGUCCCCUCAUCAUGUUAGCCAUCUUCAUCUUCUACUUCUCCACCAUCGUCACCAAGGAAAUCUUCUACAUCGCCUGGGACCCUGAAUCGGAAAACUUUCCAACCCUAGAGAAGAAGCCAUAUCCAUCAUGGAUCUAUGUAAUAAUCUUUCUCCUGGCUGGGAUCCCUAGUUUGUCUGUACCCGGCACUGCUGUUUUCAGAGCCAUACGAGAAUACUGCUGCAAGAAACAUCCCAGUGCCCCAGUUCAAGAAAUUGAUUCUGUAUCGUAUAAAGUUCAUAUACAGGAUGAAGAGCUGAAGUCACAAAAAGUCACAGAAAUCUGACCUUCUACACAUGAGAUCCAAUUCAAAGUUCUGUAGUUUUAUACGUUCAUAGGUUAGAAAAAUGUCUUUUCCAGAACUGAUGGAAUAUUGCUAUUUUUUAUUUAUUUUUUGUUGCCAUUGUCCCUUAAAAAUAUUUUGUCCAAAUAUUCGUCCAAUAUGUCAGUGGUUCCAGCUUUUGUUUUCCAAAUUGCCAUAACACAGCAACGUUUACUAGAAGUGUAUGGUAAAAGUAAGAUAUUAAUUAGGGCCUGCUGAAAAAAAUUAAAAAUGGCUCAUUAUAUGAGUAAUAUGUAAUUGAAAAUAUAUGCAAAAUUAGCAUGAUAAGGAAAAUAAUAAGAUAAUUAUGUGCCAUAUUUGGUAGUUGCAUAUAGCAGAGACAUUUUUUUUAAUUUAUAGAUAAAUGUAUUUAUUUUUUCUAACAAAUAAUGCCAACUAAUUUUGAUUUUUGAGAAACUUUUUUUGACUCAUUUGAUUUGACCCAAACAUCUUUUUUUGCCCCUCCCCUCCCCUCAAGAUUCACUGAUUUUGAGAGGAAUAUAUGGCCAUGUUUCUU
Sinocyclocheilus grahami is the source of this 2553-nucleotide messenger RNA. Its product is annotated as sodium-dependent neutral amino acid transporter B(0)AT1-like. The coding region runs from base 63 to 2000 and encodes 645 amino acids. Gene Ontology annotation, cellular component: plasma membrane; apical plasma membrane; brush border membrane. Gene Ontology annotation, biological process: neutral amino acid transport; nitrogen compound transport; sodium ion transmembrane transport. The record is from RefSeq and is a predicted model, not a curated record. NCBI's taxonomy places the organism in Eukaryota, Metazoa, Chordata, Actinopteri, Cypriniformes, Cyprinidae. The transcript is spliced from 12 exons. Gene Ontology annotation, molecular function: neutral L-amino acid transmembrane transporter activity.